GACUGCAGAACCUAGUAUACAACCAUAACAAUUAUUUAUUGGCUUGUUUACGCCUAUUACAGGCAUACGUGAGAAAGUCAUGUGUAACAUCAAUAAUAGUUUCGUAGUUCAAGUAUACGCAUGUGAUUGGAAAUGCUUGAAUAUUUUCGUAUGGUAACCAGUGGAGUUCUGCCACAAUCAUAUUCUAAGGGUCCCCGUCAGAAGAGUGUAGAAGGAGGGGAUAGUUCAGAAUCUGAGGAUAAUACUGUUAAUAAGAAGGUUGGGAGAAGAAGACUUCUACCAGAAGACAGAAAGAGAGCAAUCGAGAAGGAAAAGUCUAAAAAACCAAACCGAAGAAUCCUCAGAGAUACCCUGGGUUUUGGAUCUAAAACUAAGUUGAAAGAGGACUUGAACUUACCACGUAGACCAUCAUCAGAGUUCCCAGAUUUCGGAGAGGGAUACAAGGAUACACAGUCUAACAAGGGAGAAAUGAUGAAUCUGCAUCUAGCUGGAGAAGAUGAUGAUCUAUACUCUGGAUAUGGACGCCGAAUGUUUGAUCCCUUAAAUCAGGCAGCAACAAAAACACAUAAUGCUCCGGAGCAGCUGGUAAAACCUAAUGAAACCCCAGAGGAAAAAAUUAAAGUUCUGGAGAGAAAAAUCAGUUUACUGGUCGAAGAAAGCUGUAUGGCGGCAUCAAGAAGAGAAAACAAGAUUGCCCUUGAUAGAGCUAAAGAUGCAUCUGCCAAGGAGAGGAGUUUGAUUAGAUUGCGAGAGCAGGCGGGUCUAGCAGAUUCUUUGCACAAUGUACUGUUUAACCUCGCUACACAAUAUGAGAAUAAUGAUAUGUUUACUGAAGCUUUAAACACUUACCAGGUUAUCACUAAGAAUCGAAUGUUUAACAAUGCCGGUAGGCUGAAAGUGAAUAUGGGAAAUAUAUACUUUAAGACUGGACAGUUUAGCAAAGCGAUCAAAUACUACAGAAUGGCUCUGGACCAGGUUCCAAAUACACAGAAAAGUCUCAGAAUUAAGAUUAUGCACAAUAUUGGUAUUCUGUUCGUCAAGAUGGGACAGUACACUGAUGCAUGUACUUCAUUCGAGUGGAUUAUGUCGGAGCAGGCAAAAAUCGUCAGCAUAGGGCAGAAGGUGGAGGAUGAGGAUAAGUAUCUACCUGUAAAUGAUGAUCCAAUGUCUCAUCUUAUCCUUGAAGCAAUUAAAAAUGAUGAACUGAGAAAGCUGGCAAACGAUCUUGAAAUCAAUAAAGCUGUCAUGUUCUUGAAGCAGAAGGAUUUUAACCAGGCCAUUGAUACACUAAAAGGUUUUGAGAAGCAAGACACCAAGGUGGCGAGUACAGCAGCAACCAAUCUUUCAUUCUUAUACUUUCUACAGGGCGAAAUAGAUCAGGCUGAGAAAUAUGCGACGCUAGCCAGAGAAUCAGAUUCUUACAAUGCAGCAGCAUUCGUUAAUCUAGGGAACUGCUGCCUAAGAAAGAAUGAUGUAGAAAAAGCUAAAGAGCUGUAUAUAAUAGCUCUAGAAAAUGAUGCUUCUUGUGUAGAAGCUCUUUAUAACCUUAGUUUGUGUAAUAAAAAGUUGGAACUCUAUGAAGAUGCUCUGGAAGGAUUUUUUAAACUGCACAGCAUUGUCAGGAACUACAGCCAGGUUGUUUACCAGAUUGCAAAUGUUUAUGAGCUAAUGGAGGACUCAGACCAGGCUACUGAAUGGUAUUUACAGUUACUGGGUUUAGUCCCAACAGAUCCAUCCAUUCUUCAGAAAGUUGGAAACAUAUUUGAUAACGAAGGAGAUAAACAGCAAGCAUACCAAUAUCAUUAUGAUUCCUACAAGAACUUUCCUUCUAGCCUGGACACCAUUGAUUGGCUGGGAUCAUACUUUAUAGAGAUGCAGGUUGCUGAGAAAGCAAUUGUAUAUUUCGAGAGAGCAGCAUUGAUGCAGCCUGAUGAGGUUAAAUGGCAUCUUAUGAUAGCAAGCUGCUACCGAAGAUCUGGAAACUACCAUAGAUCCCUGGACACAUAUAGAUCUAUACAUAGACGCUUCCCAGACAAUAUUGAAUGCCUGAGGUUUCUCGUCAAAAUAUCAUCAGACAUGGGUCUCAAGGAGGCAGGGGAUUAUGCUGUGGAAUUGAAGAAAGCAGAACGUGCCAAGGGUUUACAGGAGCAGAGAGCAAUGAGCUCUAGACCUGGAUCUAUGCGUAAUUCUGGCCGGUCAAGACAAGGGUCUGCAGGAGGGGACCUUAACUCCCCUGGAGGUUCUAGAACCCCCUCUAGGGGAGGAAAUAGUGCUGGAAGUGUCCCGAGCAGACUCGCUUUGGACGAGGAGGAAAGCUAUUCACCUAAAGCUAAGGUAUUAUUAUAAAUAUUAUUAUUACUAUUUUAGAUACGCUCAGU
Eurytemora carolleeae is the source of this 2378-nucleotide messenger RNA. RefSeq names its product intraflagellar transport protein 88 homolog (gene nompB). Lineage: Eukaryota; Metazoa; Arthropoda; Copepoda; Calanoida; Temoridae. The transcript is spliced from 28 exons. The record is from RefSeq and is a predicted model, not a curated record. Gene Ontology annotation, molecular function: kinesin binding. The coding region runs from base 133 to 2346 and encodes 737 amino acids. Gene Ontology annotation, biological process: non-motile cilium assembly; intraciliary transport. Gene Ontology annotation, cellular component: non-motile cilium; ciliary base; centriole.